AUGGGUAACACCGACAGCGCGGUGGCCAGUGGCGUCAAGAAGCAAGCUGGACCAACCACACAGGAUGUCUACAAAUUCGUCGACAUCAAAGGUGGCGGAGAACUGGUGGAAAUGAUGAAGGUGGCGUCCAAGACGAAGAACUACACGGAGGUUGACGACUUUAUUCAGAAUCGCGUGGUCAAUUACCUCUACAACGGCGGACAGGGUCGACUCAUUCCGACUGACCAUCUGGUCUUGUUGCGAAAUCGCGACAGGCCCAAGCAGAAACUGCUGGAAGCCAAUCGCCGUGUGAUGGACGAAAAUGGCGAGUUUCCGCCGCUGGAGCUGGAGGACGAGGACCCCACUCUAGAUUGGCAAAACUACGACAAGCAAAAGUAUCGUUUUUGCUGCUUCAAGCUAGAGGAGACGGGCGCAGUCAACGAGGGCAUCCUGCUACUAUGUAUGCUGAACGCCACCUCCAUCCACAACGAGCUGGCUAAGCGGCUGCUGCACUUCUUUCCGCGCCUCAUCAAUGACAUCUACAUGGCGGACGAGUACUACGGCGAAAACGUCCUACACAUUGCCAUUGUCAACGAGGAUCCGGCUAUGGUGAAGUACAUGCUGAAUUACGGCGUGGACGUGCAUGAGCGCUGCUUCGGUAACUUCAUGUGCCCUGAGGACCAGAAGAGCUCGCGUACGGACGUGCUGGGCACCGAGAUCGUGCAAGUCGCCGCCAACACGAAUUACAAGGGGUACGUCUACUGGGGGGAGUAUCCCCUAUCCUUCGCGGCCUGUCUGGGUCAAGAGGAGUGCUACAGGCUUAUUCUGGCUAGAGGGGCGGACCCAGACACCCAGGACACCAACGGUAACACCACGGCGCAUAUGCUGGUCAUUUACGACAAAAUGUCCAUGUUCGACUUGGUGUACGAGUGCGGAGCCAGGAUCGACAUGGUCAACCGUCUGGGCAUGACGCCGCUGACGCUGGCGGCGAAGCUGGCCAAGAAGGACAUCUUUUUCCACAUCCUGAAGGUGCAGCGUGAGAUCUACUGGCAGAUUGGCCACAUUACCUGUGCCGCCCAUCCGCUGCCUGGCCUCGACUCCAUCGACAUGGAGACGGGGAAGAUUGACCGGAACUCGGCGCUGAAUCUCAUCGCAUUCGGGGAGAACCUUGAUCACCUGGAUAUGCUGGACGGUGUGAUCGUCGACCUGCUCGUGGCCAAGUGGAACGCAUUCGUUAAGACAAAGUUCAAGCGCAUGAUGAUCCUAUUCGGCGUCUACUUCCUGCUGAACCUAGCCUGCUUCACGCUGCGGCCCGGGCCGUGCAUGACAGGCGUCCACAAAGUAAAGAAACCCAGCCGCCUCUCGCCCGGUCUGGCCCAAACCGAGCCUCCCGGGACACCACCGCCUGCCCUCACCAACACCUCUGAUCACGACCUGGCGUUGCCCGACCAUCUGCUGCGUGGCACCGCGACUACCGACCUCAGCACGCCAGCCCAGAGCGCGACUCCGACACUCCGAAACGAGACGAACGCCACCGACUGUGGCUGUACGCUCUGGAUGUACAGCGGACCCUGGGACGCCGUGCGCUGGACGCUCGAGGCGCUGGUUCUCGUCGGUACCAUUGCCUACGUCCUUAACGCCCUCAACGAGGCCCGCUUCCUCGGCCUCAGCAUGUUUAUCGAGAACCUGACGACGGUGCCAUCGCGCGUCAUCUUCCUGCUGUCGUGCCUGCUGAAGCUGGCGAUGGUCGUGUUGCGGCUGGCCUGUCUGCAGGCGGCCGAAGACGUGCUGGCUGUGCUCGUCAUGCUCGGCACGGCGCCCUACUUCCUUUUCUUCUGUCGUGGCUACAAGUCAGUUGGCCCGUUCGUCACCAUGAUUUACAAGAUGAUCGUCGGCGACCUGCUCCGCUUCGUCACCAUCUACACCGUGUUCGUCAUGGGCUUCUCGCAGGCAUACUUUAUCAUUUACCGAUCUUACAAGCAUCCUGAUGGCGCUCCAAACCCGAUGGCGACUCCCAUACAAAGCAUCAUGCUCAUGUUCCUUGCGUCCAUGAACAGCUUUGGCGACUUGUAUAAUAAUCUGAAGUAUACCCGACAGAGGCUGGUUGGCCAGAUCCUGUUUAUCCUGUACAUGGUGAGCGUUGCUAUUCUUCUCAUCAACAUGUUGAUUGCCAUGAUGGGCAACACAUACCAAAAGAUAGCCGAAAUGAAGAACGAGUGGAUGCGCCAGUGGGCGCGUAUCGUGCUGGUGGUGGAGAGGGGCGUGAGCCCAACCUACCGGCUGGAGCACCUCAAACUCUAUUCGAAGCCGAUGGCGGACGGCACUCCGGCGCUCAUACUGCGCAUUCAGCAGUCGGAUGAAGAAAUGGAAGAAAUGAAGGACAUCAUGGAAAUGAGGAUUCGACACGACCGAAACGUGCGCCGAAGACAGCAGAAGCUCCUGGCGGAAGAGAACCCUGGAAUGCCACUGCCGCAAGACUCUACCACAAGCGUCAGAAAUUCCUGAUGCGGUGUUGUUGAUGGAAUACAGCCGUCCCGCCAUAUGCUGCAAUGUCUGGCUAUACGCUUAUUUCAGUUGGCAUUCGUGGUCAGGUGCCGAACAUAGUUUGUUUCUUCAUGUUGUAAGCGCUCCUGUUAGAUCUGCUUGGGACAGAGUUAGCCACUUGCUAUCGCGUAACGGCACUGCUAGCCUCGAUGCUCCAAUAGUAAACAUUUCCAGGGACAUCUACGUACUUUGGCUCCGAAAAUUCCAGUUCUAAUAAGAAUGUUGGCUUUUCUCCUGUUUUCUUCACAUCAGCGUCAAGUUUGGUAUAUCCCGUCGAAAGGAAGCCCCAAUUUUCCUUCCACAUCCUUGCUCCGCGCCAUUCCAUCUUGAUGCAGUCCACGUGGUUUCGGUCUUGACUUACGUAAUCGACUUCCUUCUUUUCAUCCAUGUUGUCACUGUUGCAUGUUCCGCCUACUAUGUAAUAUCCUAUGCUUUAAAGACGCAGAUAAAAUCAAAAUGAUAAGCGAACCGUUUUGUUGGUAGCUAUUAAACCUUGUUGGUUUAUGAUUCACAUCGGUUCAGUAUUAAUCGAAAUGCAGGCAACUGAAAAGGUUGGUCUUGAUCAAAGUAAGUGAUACGGUAUUAUUUUGGCGGUGCAUAGAGACCUGUAAAACAGAAAAUGUUAGUUAUAUAAGCCGCAACAAUUUGUAAUAGUGAGAAAUACGAAAAGUUUCGCAACAUUUUGUAAUGUGCUUUCUCUUAGUUUCACGCGCAUAUCAACAAAACAUACCUCUGUUGUUCAUAGCCCUAUACUUGUACUCAAGGCCACCGAAAUGAUAAGUAGAGCGCUCAAUCCUCCAUAAAUCUAGAGCCCAUGACUUUGGGAGAAGCCAUGAAUUCAGACAUCAUACUCGUCCCUUAAUUGGUCGGAGCAAGUCAUGUUGCAGAAUUAAACCCCAUAUGCCAUGGCAAUAUACUCCGGACUCCACAUUGUGGUAGUGUGUUCAAGGGCUGGCUCUGGUCUUUAUUGCGCCAUAUUCUAGAAUCCUGAGGUGGAAAAGAAACAACUGUGAGCGUGUAUACACCUUACUUUAGAGGCUACGUUGGCAAGCACCAAUUACGCGUAAAUGUUGCUGUUCAGCGCGGAGGGUUUUCGUAUAAUGGGCUCGUCAGUUUGUGACGGCCAGUUCGACGUGGUAAUGCAAAUCAUGGUCAUGGCAACAGGAACUGCAUAUGAUUUAAGGAUCAUGGUGCGAAGAGUGCUCAGGAAAAAAAGGAAUGCAGGAAUGAACACGAAUUCGAGUCAAAUGUAUUCUACCAAUAUCUGUCAACCUGUGCUGAUGCACGUUGUAGAGAACCGCUGAGACGAAUAAAGAUUAUUUUGCGCAAUAUCGACGCCAAAAGCGUGUGCCCAGUACGGGAGCGUGGACGUGGAAUUGUCUGGCAUGCAGGCAUGUCAAUGGAAGUUAGGUUC
Pollicipes pollicipes is the source of this 3937-nucleotide messenger RNA. Its product is annotated as transient receptor potential cation channel subfamily V member nanchung. The transcript is spliced from 16 exons. The coding region runs from base 1 to 2484 and encodes 827 amino acids. The record is from RefSeq and is a predicted model, not a curated record. Gene Ontology annotation, molecular function: calcium channel activity; protein binding. Lineage: Eukaryota; Metazoa; Arthropoda; Thecostraca; Pollicipedomorpha; Pollicipedidae. Gene Ontology annotation, cellular component: plasma membrane. Gene Ontology annotation, biological process: calcium ion import across plasma membrane.